Messenger RNA from Scylla paramamosain (green mud crab), 5850 nucleotides. Its product is annotated as adhesive plaque matrix protein-like. The record is from RefSeq and is a predicted model, not a curated record. Gene Ontology annotation, cellular component: extracellular matrix. Lineage: Eukaryota; Metazoa; Arthropoda; Malacostraca; Decapoda; Portunidae. Bases 36 to 4349 code for a protein of 1437 amino acids. The transcript is spliced from 6 exons.
ACGGGUCAGGCAGGCACCAGUCCACCACACCCAUCAUGGGACACAAGGUUCUUCUCUUAGCUGCCGCAGCGGCCGUCGUGCUCGCCGACAAGCCUGUGUACAGGCCCCCGGCAACUUCCUACGCCCCGCCCUCCAGCAGCGAGAGUCGUGAGGUUCAGUUUCCCCCCAAAUACAAAUUCCACUACACGGUGAAGGACGAGAGAGGCAACGACUACGGCCACGAGGAGUCUCGGGAUGGAGACAUCACCAAGGGAACCUACUUUGUGCUGCUCCCUGACACUCGCAAACAAACCGUGGAUUACCUCGUGGAAGGCAAGUCUGGUUUCCUGGCUGAAGUGACUUACGACGGGGAGGCAAAGUACCCAGACAGCGCCAGUGCUUCCAGGGAGUCCUACACGCCACCCAGGAAGACUUUCAGACCCGUAUCAUCCGAAGAAAGCUCAGAAUCAGCCAGUAUUGAAAGACCAGUUUUCAGACCAAUUGUGACCUACAAGCCUCCAGUGACUUCCAGACCAAGGCCAGUGGUUACCUACAGGGCUCCCGCAACCUUCAAGCCCAGACCACGACCAACACCCAAACCCGAGCCAAUAAAGACUGAAGCUCCCAAACCCAAGCCGAGCCCCAAGCCCGUACCGCCCAAAACCGAAGCACCGAAGACCGAGGCACCACAAACAGAAGCGCCCAAGACUGAAGCACCCAAGACUGAAACACCCAAGACUGAAGCACCCAAAACUGAAGCACCUAAAACUGAAGCACCGAAGACCGAGGCACCCAAAUCUGAAGCACCAAAAACCGAAGCACCGAAGACUGAAGCACCAAAAACUGAAGCACCCAAAAGCGAGCCAUCCGAACCCGAAACCGAAUCGGCCACUUUCCUACCAAGCCCGAACCCAGAGGAGCCCAUUAGAACUUACAUUGCUCCCUGUCUUCUCUCAGCCAUCAUGGGCAGAGAGGUGGUUCUAGCAUUGGCCGCAUUGGUGGUCGUCGCCUCUGGUCAAUGGCAGGGCAAAUACAACCACCACCCGGGCCAUCCAGUCCCUCCCCAUCAUGAUCCCCAUCACCCAGGCUAUCCCGUCCCUCCCUUUCAUCAUCCCGACCACCCGGGCCAUCCAGUCCCUCCCCACCAUGAUCCCCACCACCCGGGCUAUCCAGUUCCUCCCUUUCAUCAUCCCGACCACCAUCCAGGCCAUCCAGUUCCAUCCAGUGAUGAGGUCCAGCAUGGACCUCAUCACCCAGGCCAUCACGAUCCCCAUCAUCCAGGCCACCAGGACCACCACGGACCUCACCACAAGGUUCCUCCUAAAUACGAGUUUUACUACAAGGUGAGAGACGACAAGGGCAUUGAACACGGCCACCACGAGGCUCGGGACGGAGACCAUACUCAAGGGUCGUAUUCCGUGGUACUGCCUGACACCCGCAAACAGACGGUGGACUACAAAGUGCAUGGCAACUCAGGCUUUCUUGCCAACUUGUCCUACGAUGGAGAAAAAAUACCUGAAAUAGGGUCUCCUGUGGUAAGGCCUCAUGGGUCACACCACUGGCAACACCCAACCACAACCAAGCCAGGCCACUGGUCGCACCCCAUAACACCCAAGCCACACUCAAGUCACUGGACCCACCCGGUAACCCACAAGCCUCAUCAUACCCACUGGCAGCACCCAACCCACAAGCCCCAUCCUCCUCACCCACCCCACCCAACACACCCACCCCACCCAACCCACAAGCCCCAUCCUCCUCACCCACCCCACCCAACACACCCACCCCACCCAACCCACAAGCCCCAUCCUCCUCACCCACCCCACCCAACACACCCACCCCACCCAACCCACAAGCCAACCCAUCCUCCCCACCCAACCCACAAGCCAACCCACCCACCCAACCCAACCCAUCCUCCCCACCCAACCCACAAACCUUAUCCUCCUCAUCCACCCCACCCAACCCACCCACCCCACCCAACCCAUAAGCCAACCCACCCUCCCCACCCAACCCACAAGCCAACCCACCCACCCCACCCAACCCACCCUCCCCACCCAACCCACAAACCUUAUCCUCCACAUCCACCCCACCCAACCCACCCACCCCACCCAACCCAUAAGCCAACCCACCCUCCCCACCCAACCCACAAGCCAACCCACCCACCCCACCCAACCCACCCUCCCCACCCAACCCACAAACCUUAUCCUCCUCAUCCACCCCACCCAACCCACAAGCCCUAUCCUCCACACCCACCACACCCAACUCACCCACCCCACCCAACCCACAAGCCAACCCAUCCACCCCACCCAACCCAUCCUCCCCACCCAACCCACAAGCCAACCCAUCCUCCCCACCCAACCCACAAGCCCUAUCCUCCUCAUCCACCCCACCCAACCCACCCUCCCCACCCAACCCACAAACCAACCCACAAGCCCCACCCAACCCACCCUCCCCACCCAACCCACAAGCCCUAUCCUCCUCAUCCACCCCACCCAACUCACCCACCCCACCCAACUCAUAAGCCAACCCAUCCACCCCACCCAACCCAUCCUCCCCACCCAACCCACAAGCCAACCCACCCACCCCACCCAACCCAUAAGCCAACCCACCCACCUCACCCAACCCACCCUCCUCACCCAACCCACAAGCCAACCCACCCACCCCACCCAACCCACAAACCCUAUCCUCCUCAUCCACCCCACCCAACCCACCCUCCCCACCCAACUCACAAGCCCUAUCCUCCUCAUCCACCCCACCCAACUCACCCACCCCACCCAACCCACAAGCCGACCCACCCUCCCCACCCAACCCAUAAGCCAACCCACCCACCCUACCCAACCCAUCCUCCCCACCCAACCCAUAAGCCAACCCACCCACCCCACCCAACCCAUCCACCCCACCCAACCCACAAGCCGACCCACCCUCCCCACCCAACCCAUAAGCCAACCCACCCACUCCACCCAACCCACCCUCCCCACCCAACCCACAAACCAACCCACCCACCCCACCCAACCCAUAAGCCAACCCAUCCACCCCACCCAACCCACCCUCCUCACCCAACCCAUAAGCCAACACACCCACCCCACCCAACCCACAAGCCCCAUCCUCCUCAUCCACCACACCCAACACACCCACCACACCCAACCCACAAACCAACCCACCCACCCCACCCAACCCACAAACCCUAUCCUCCACAUCCACCCCACCCAACGCACCCUCCCCACCCAACCCACAAACCAACCCACCCACCCCACCCAACCCACCCUCCCCACCCGACCCACAAGCCAACCCAUCCACCCCACCCAACCCACCCACCCCACCCAACUCACAAGCCAACCCACCCUCCCCACCCAACCCAUAAGCCAACCCACCCACCCCACCCAACCCACUCCACAACCCCCAAACCCCACACCACAACCCCCAAACACCACACCACAACCCCCAAACACCACACCACAACUCCUAAGCACCACACCACAACCCCCAAACACCACACCACAACCCCCAAACACCACACCACAACCCCCAAACACCACACCACAACCCCCAAACACCACACCACAACCCCCAAACACCACACCACAACCCCCGAACCCCACACCACAACUCCUAAACACCACACCACAACUCCUAAACACCACACCACAACCCCCAAACACCACACCACAACCCCCAAACACCACACCACAACUCCUAAACACCACACCACAACUCCUAAACACCACACCACAACCCCCAAACACCACACCACAACCCCCAAACACCACACCACAACCCCCAAACACCACACCACAACCCCCAAACAUCACACCACAACCCCCGAACCCCACACCACAACCCCCAAACACCACACCACAACCCCCAAACACCACACCACAACCCCCAAACACCACACCACAACUCCUAAGCACCACACCACAACCCCCAAACACCACACCACAACCCCCAAACACCACACCACAACCCCCAAACACCACACCACAACCCCCGAACCCCACACCACAACUCCUAAACACCACACCACAACCCCCAAGCACCACACCACAACCCCCAAACCCCACACCACAACCCCCAAACACCACACCACAACCCCCAAACACCACACCACAACUCCUAAACACCACACCACAACCCCCGAACCCCACACCACAACUCCUAAACACCACACCACAACUCCUAAACACCACACCACAACUCCUAAACACCACACCACAACUCCUAAACACCACACCACAACCCCCAAACACAACACCACAACCCCCAUACCCCACUCCACAACCCCCAAGCAUCACUCCUCCACCCAUACACACCCCCCCCACCACCACAGAGAUCACCACCACUACCAGCUACAAGGUAUCACAUAUUCAAUUUGAAAAGGAUUUAAAGUCCAAGGUUCCUUUCCACAGGUUCUCAAAUAGCGGAUGAUGAUAAAAAAUUCAACCUUGACCGACUGGAAUGCACGUGACUGUCUCGACGCGCAACUGUCUCACCCUCCGGCACCAGACUGCACUUACCCGAUGACGUGUCUGGAAGUCUCCUCACCCGUGCAAUUGUGUAAUGCGGCAAUGAAGCCAUUACUGCUUCUGAGAUUACUGGUUGCACGCUUUCCUUCCUUUUUGGGUGAAAAGAUGGAUUCAUUUUUUCUUCCUAUUGAAAAGAUGAACAUGUCUUUUCUUUUUUCUGUAGAAGAGAUUGAUAUUUCAUGUCCUUUUAUCGAACGAAGAAAUGGAUAAGCUUCUUUCCUGUUCUUUAGACCGAGUAUGAGUUGUCGAUAAGGGUUAUUCCCGUCACCUUCCAGCUUUCCCUGAGUGUCCCGAUAACUAUAGCGUAAAAAUACUUAUAGUAGUGAUAGUCACUCGCACUAUAGAGGCUCAUCAAAUGCUAUACUUUCACUCCCAGUCAUGUGUAUGUGUAUAUUAUUAGUUUAACGACUACGUGUACGUGCAGCUGUCCAAAGUAAUGAUGUCAUAUUACACAAAAUGCUUCCGACAUAAAAAUUCAUUAACAGAAAGCUGCCAACAACUACCACGCGUCUAAUUCUUCUUGGCCAUUGAGGAGUUCUUAAACCAGUUCAUUAGUCCACGUAUUAAUUUCUGUUCGAUUUAUCACAUGAAAUUCGCUAGACCGAGACAUCAGUACUUUGGGCAACUGUCAAUUUCCAGCCACGAGUACUUUGGGCAACUGUCAAUUUCCAGCCACAAGUACUUAGAGCAGCUCUCAAUUUCCAGCCAGAAUUGAUGCCACGGACUUCAAAACAAUUACGCAGCAAAGGAAAAGAAAAAAAUAUAUUAUAUACUGCCUAAUGACCAAAACCUAAAAAAAAAAAAAAAUAAGUAAAUAAAUAAAUAAAAUCCGUGACAUGACUUCAGGUCUGCGCUUCAGAGUUUCUCACAUGAUAUUUUCCAUGCAGUGUUUUCUGCGAUCCACUUCACAUGUUCCUUGCAUCAGCAUUACUACUCGAAGCUUCCCAUAAUGCAAAGGUGAGGUUAGAAUUUUUGCCUCACCAGUAUAGAAGAUAAUAUGAUGAUGUAGAAUGUAAAACUGAAACUAAAGAAAAAUAGUAUUGGAGUAUUGCCUUGACAUAAAAUAGGGUGGUAAAAUACAACAACACUUUAUUACACCUUACUUUAUAAACUACCUUAUUGCAUCUUUCCAACCCUUACCAUCGUACAUCGCUAUACCUUAAACUAUGCUAAUCCUUAUCAUCCCAAAUUACAUUAGACUUUAUUAUACUCCUACUUUACAAUGCAUUAAUAUACGCAGGUUAUUAAAUUGUCAUAUUUUCGGAUAUGUUAUAUGCUAACUUUACUUUCGUACAUUACUAUGCCUAACUGUACUAAAUUUCAUUGUAAUAAAGUAACAUACUAAACCUUA